Molecule: messenger RNA, 3467 nt
Organism: Momordica charantia (bitter melon)
Lineage: Eukaryota; Viridiplantae; Streptophyta; Magnoliopsida; Cucurbitales; Cucurbitaceae
Product: WEB family protein At5g16730, chloroplastic
Biological process (GO): reciprocal meiotic recombination
Source: RefSeq, a predicted model, not a curated record
CAUUUUGGUACUUUUUUAGAGAGAGAAAGGCCUCAACUUUAGAGAGAGAGAGAGAGAGAGAGAGAGAGAGAGAGAGGGCCAAACUUCAUUGUUGAGUUGUAUUGUAUCCUGUGUGAGUUUGGCAAUUUGAGGGACAGCAAAACCAACCCAAAUUAUUCAGUUUUCUUUCUUUUAUGAACCCAUCUUUUGCAAUUUGCUCCAUUCUUCUUCUUCUUCUUCUUUAGCUUCUUCUUCUUCUUCUUCCUUCUGGGUUUUCCCUCUUUGACAAAAAGGGAAACAGGGCCUGGAGAAACUUCUAUGAACAAUUUGUUUUGACCCCUCCUCUGAAAUUCUGGAAAUGUCGCCAUUUUAGCAGCUUCCAACUCGGUUUUCUGCUCACCAAAUUUGCUACAGAACACUUUCGUCACUUCAUCUUCCACCGCCGCCAUGGCCUCCAAAUCUAAAUCUUCUGCACCUGAAACUCCCAACAAGACUUCACCUGCAACUCCCAGGGUGAGCAAACUGAAUAGAGGGAUUGCUAAAUCAGAGUCUGAUUCUCAUUCUCCUUUGCAAAAGUCUCGUCUCUCGAUUGACCGGUCCCCUCGACCUGCAACAUCGAAGCCCGCGGUUGAUCGUCAACUGCCAAAAGUCGCUACCCCGCCUGAUAAAUCGCAGCCACGAGGUACGAAAGGUUCGGAGAUACAGGCUCAAUUAAAUCUUGCUCAGGAGGAUCUGAAGAAAGCUAAGGAACAAGUAGUUUUGGUCGAAAAAGAGAGAGAAAAACUAAGCAAUGAAUUAAAAGAAGCACAGAGAGUGGCAGAGGAGGCAAAUGAGAAACUCAGGGAGGCUUUGGUGGCACAAAAGCGAGCCGAAGAGAGUUCUGAGAUUGAGAAGUUUAGAGCUGUUGAGAUGGAGCAAGCAGGAAUUGAAGAAGCCCAUAAGAAAGAAGAGGAAUGGCAGAAAGAGAUAGAAGAUGUGAGGAGCCAACAUGCAUUAGAUGUCGCUGCUCUUCUCUCUACCAGUCAAGAGCUUCAAAGAGUGAAGAUGGAGUUGGCAAUGACUACCGAUGCGAAGAACCAGGCGCUGAGCCAUGCUGAUGAUGCAACAAAGAUUGCUGAGAUUCACGUAGAGAAGGUGGAGAUUCUCUCAGCUGAGCUAACCAGAUUGAAAACACUGCUAGACUCGAAGCUUGAAACACAGGCAAAUGAGAGUGGGCAAUUGAUAAUGAAGCUUAAGUCAGAGAUCGACUCUCUGAAUUUGGAGCUUGAAAAGGCAAAAUCUUAUGCAGAGAAGGUGAAGGAGAAAGAGGCUUCGAUUGAGCGGCUCAAUAACGAACUAAAAGCUGCAAAGAUGGCUGAAGCAUGCUACGAGGAGACGAUCACGGAGAAAGAUGCUUCCAUUGAACAGCUUAAUAUCGAUCUAGAAGCUGCAAAGAUGGCUGAGACAUGUGCACAUGGUUUAGUAGAAGCAUGGAAAAACAGAGCCGAGGAGCUAGAAACACGGUUGGAGAAUGCAGAUAAGCUGGAACGAUCGGCAUCGGAAUCUUUGGAAUCAGUGAUGAAACAACUGGAGCAGAAUAACGAUCUAUUGCACAAUGCAGAGCUUGAAAUUGCUGCUCUAAAAGAGAAGGUAGGUUUGUUGGAAAUGACUGUUAAAAGACAGAAAGAGGAACUAAAAGAGUCAGAACACCAUCUUCAUCUGAUUAAGGAAGAAGCAUCUGAAAUGGAAAAGUUGGUUGUGUCACUGAGGUCACAAUUGGAAACUGUCAAGGAAGAGAAAACUCAAGCUUUGAAUAAUGAAAAACUUGCAGCUUCCAGUGUACAAAGCCUAUUAGAAGAGAAAAACCAACUCUUAAAUGAGCUAGAAACUUCCAAGGAUGAGGAAGAGAAGAGCAAAAAGGCAAUGGAAAGCUUGGCGUCAGCAUUGCACGAGAUCUCUGCAGAGGCCAGGGAAACCAAGGAGAAACUGUUGUCUAGUCAAGCUGAGCAAGAAAAUUAUGAGUCCCAGAUAGAAAAUCUAAAGUUGGUAUUGAAAGCUACAAAUGAGAAGUAUGAAAGCAUGCUUGAAAAUUCUAACCGUGAAAUUGACAUUCUAUCGAGUACAAUUGAGGAAUCAAAGCAUGAAUACGAGAACUCCAAAGUUGAGUGGGAAGAGAAGGAGCUUCACCUGGUGGAUGCUGUGAAGAAAUCAGAAGGAGAAAACUCUUCCUUGGAAAAAGAGAUAGAUAGGCUUGUAAAUUUGCUUAAACAAACUGAGGAAGAUGCUUGUAAGAUGAGGGAGGAAGAAGCUCAGCUAAAGGAUAGCCUAAAGGAAGUUGAAGCUGAGGUGAUUUAUUUGCAGGAAGCUCUUGGAGCGGCAAAAUCCGAAAGCAUGAAACUGAAGGAAAGUUUGUUAGACAGAGAGAAUGAGAUUCAGAGCAUUCAUCAAGAAAAUGCGGAGCUUCGAACAAGGGAAGCUGCUUCUCUUAAGAAGGUUGAGGAGUUAUCCAAGUUACUUGAGGAAGCUUCCACCAGAAAGCAAACAGUUGAGAAUGGUGAACCAACGGACAGCGAGAAGGACUACGAUUUGCUUCCAAAAGUGGUCGAGUUCUCUGAAGAGAAUGGUCGACGACAGGAAGAGAAGUCUAAAGUGGAGCUCUCAACACCCAUUCAACAUGAAGAAUGCAAAAUAGAAUUUCCAUGGGAAGAGAACGAUGCCUCGGUUGAGAAGGAUGAAAAAAUGGACUCAGCAACGACACUUCAGAAUGGAAACGGUAAACCCAAAGAAGAAGAGAAAAAAGAGAAGGAAGAUGAUUCAGUUAAAGUUGAAUAUAAAAUGUGGGAGAGCUGCAAGAUUGAAAAGAAAGAGUUCUCACAAGAGGGAGAACCGGAGCACGAAUCCAUCAAUGAUGAAGGGGACUCAAAGGCAGAGGGCGGAGAGAGUUUCGAUCAGAUAAAUGGGGUAAGUUCAGAAAAUCCAGAUGGUGGUGGAAACUCACCGUCAAAGCAGCAGCAACAGAAGAAGAAGAAGCCAUUGCUUAAGAAGUUCGGAUACCUUCUCAAGAAGAAGAACACCACCAACCAGAAACAGUGAUAUAGUACUAUGGCUUGAUUUUCUUCAAGCUAGGUGGCAAGUAUAUGCAUAGUAAUUUUCACCUGAAUUCGUUUGCUUAUAUUGUUUUGUUCUGAUUUUCUGAAUAGGUUUAAAAGAUGGGAAAAGGAAAAAGGAUGAAGAGAUUUGUAAGUGGGACUUCCUCCUUCUUCCACUGCUGGGCAGUUUCUUGUAUGCUAUUGAGAUAUUUCUUUUGUUCAUUGUUUUAUGGUUCCCUUCACUACUGAUCUAGAAUUUAUGAAAAGGAGUGGUUACUUGAAGUUGUAUCAUCAUCUUCCAUCCAUUAUAGAUUCUUUUGUUAGCUGCUGCAAAUGAGAAACUGCUUUGUAAAUUGAUUGUUUGUGACGUCAAACUGUUUGCUUUCACUUGUUUGAUGGAAUUACAUUAUUGAGAAGCCA